This is a messenger RNA of Micropterus dolomieu (smallmouth bass), 768 nucleotides long. RefSeq names its product cysteine-rich venom protein. The coding region runs from base 1 to 708 and encodes 235 amino acids. The transcript has 7 exons. NCBI's taxonomy places the organism in Eukaryota, Metazoa, Chordata, Actinopteri, Centrarchiformes, Centrarchidae. Gene Ontology annotation, cellular component: extracellular region. The record is from RefSeq and is a predicted model, not a curated record.
AUGUUCGCACUUCUGAUUUACAUCUUGACACUGCGUCAAGUGCACUCUGCCUGCAUUGCGGUGAACAUUUGCCCAGAAAACACAGUGGUUCAGGCUGAGAUCGUUGACCAGCACAAUGUCUUCAGGAGAGCGGUCCAGCCUACUGCUUCUAACAUGCUGAAAAUGAACUAUAGUGAGGAGGUAGCAGUCAAUGCUCAGGCCUGGGUUGACAAAUGUAUUUUGGCUCAUGGACCACCCAGCACUCGCAUGCUCAAUGGAUAUGAAUUAGGUGAGAAUCUGUUCUAUUCAUCCAAACCUUUCGCAUGGAAGGAUGUCGUUGAUGCCUGGCACAGCGAGGUGGCACACUACCUGUAUCCCAAUGGCUCUACCGAUGGCGAAAGUAUUGGUCAUUAUACACAGGUGGUGUGGAACAGCUCCUACAGAGUUGGCUGUGCAGUGACAUUGUGCCCUAACAACAUCUAUUACUAUGGCUGCCAUUAUUAUCGAGCAGGAAACUUCAGGAGAUGGCCACCUUAUAAGGCUGGACCCCCUUGUGCUUCCUGUCCCGAUCACUGUGAGGACAAACUCUGCACCAACCCCUGUCCUUACAUAAACAAAUACUUCAACUGUCCGAUCCUGAAAAACACGACUGGAUGCAGUAAUAAGCUGGUGCAUGCCUGGUGUCCUGCUUCAUGCAAAUGUACCACUGAAAUCAUUCCAAUAGGCUAAAGAUUAGCCCUUAAGUCUGUAAAUUGUACUUAACUGUUUGGACUAUUUUCAAAUACAUGU